AAAUGAUAACCAGUGAUACCUCUCUUAUGUAAGAAUCAUAAGGUAGUUUAUGAAAAGCCAUAGAACAUGGAGUGAUUUCAGGGUACCACCCAGUUCUUUCCUCACUCUUUUCCUGUAAUUUUGCCCUUGCUUGCCAUCCCUGUCUUAAACAGAGACCAGAGUUUAAGAACCGUGCAAGCAGAACACACCUUUGAAUUCUCCCAACUCCUCGGUUGGAUAUACCGGCACUUGAAUUUCAUCUUUGGAAGUGGAAGCAUCCAUUCAUCUUCAAAGCCAUCAUGAGCUCGAAGAAGCGUAUGUCACAGAAGGGCUUUCGUGAUUGUAAGAAUAAUAUGAAAAUUGAACAGUUUUUUUGUCAGAUACCUAAAGAACAGAAUGGUACCAGCACUCCUCAAAGGAAGAUGGAAUCUAAAAAGCAUCUAAAAGAUAUAACCAACACCCCAGCUCAAGAAUUCCAUUCACCUAAGAAAACUCAAGGAGAACAAACAACACUCCAAAAUAAGACAAUUCACAUUACCUUGAAUGUAAGCCAGAGGAAAAACAAAGGCAGGAAACAUGUGCUCACACACAGAGAGGCCGACAGCUUGUAUGUGGCACUCAACACCCUGGAGGCAGUGAAGGAAGAAAUAGAAACUCGACAAGACAAAGAAAUGCUGGUGCAUGGUACAAAAGGGAUUGAGGGGUACAUCAAUCUUGGAAUGCCCCUCCAUUGUUUUCCUGAAGAAAGCCAUGUGGAAAUUACAUUUUCCAAAAGUAAGCAGAAAGAAGGUGACCAGGUAUUUGGCCGGCAUGACAAAGCCCCUACUGACUGUGUCAAGUUUCAUGUUCAUGCAGUUGGGAAGAAGAAAACCAGAAUUGUUAAACGUGGGGAACUUCACAAAGAAGGCUCCAAACUCUGUGUCUAUGCUUUUAAAGGAGAAACCAUCAAGGACGCUUUGUGCAAAGAUGGUAGAUUUCUUUCCUUUCUGGAAAAUGGCGAUUGGAAGCUGAUUAAUAAUCUGGACUCAAUUUAUGAAAACACACAGCCAGUUGAUGAAUUAGAGGGAAAGCUCUUUCAGGUUGAGGUUGAGAAUAAAAUGGGCUCUGAAGCAGCAGCUCCUCAAAAUUCUGAAUCAGAGAAAAGAAACACUUGUGUGUCGAACGAGGAAAUUUUGAACCAGUACCCCUGUUUGAAAAGUGAAAGUGAAAAGAUCAAAGAAAACUUAAAGAAAAAAAGCAAAAAAGGAACAGGGAAAACAUUAUUUAACUCACAUAGAACAAACUUUGGAAAAGUGACCAAAAACUCUACUCCAGUUACAUUAAUCAAACUUCUUGCAGAGCGUAGUGAUUCCGUUGGGUACCUAUACUAUAACAACAAUGGGAAAGAGGGUUGUGCCACCUGCUUUGUUUUUAAAGAACCAUUUAUCUUCACUUGUGGACAUGUAAUCCAAGGCAUUAUGGAAGAAGGAAUAGAACCAAGUGAAUGGCCACGCAUCCUUGGUCAAUGUGUAAGGGUGACAUUUGGUUAUGAACAGCUCCAUGAGAGAGAAGACAACCAUUUUCGCGUUGAGCCUUGGUUUGAAAUAUCUGGUGGCAAUCUCGACUAUGCAAUUCUGAAACUGAAAGAAAAUGGACGACCCAUACCUGCAGGACUGUAUAAUGGAAUUGCUCCCGUACCACUUAGUGGGUUGGUAUAUAUUAUUGGCCAUCCAAAUGGAGAAAAGAAACAGAUUGAUGCUUGUGCUGUGAUCCCUCAGGCUGAGCGAGAAAAGAAAUGUCAGGAAUAUGCGCAGGGUAGGAAAAUGAAAGGGUGUGACUUCAAUCUGUCAUUUAUCCAUCUGUACACUCAAAGAAGUUUCCAGGAAAUAAUUGAUGAUGCCGAUGUGAUCACUUAUGAUACUUGUUUCUAUUUUGGAUCUUCUGGUUCCCCAGUGUUUGAUUCACAUGGUACAUUGGUGGCCAUCCAUGCUGCUGGUUUUGAACAUAAGUACCAACCUGGGUUUUCCAGUAUCGUUGAAUUUGGCCCUACUACAAAGUCCAUUCUCCUUGAUAUUAGUCAAAACAAUAGUAGGUUGUAUGAAGAACUGUGUGUGAAUCAACAGGAUGUGGAAAUGGAGUCUGAUGAGGAUUGAGGAUUGUUGAGAAUUUAGCCUGUUUACUACCUUUGAAGAAAUUGCUUUUGGAGUUUUUAUUCCAUAAGCAAUUAUAACAGUUUUCUAAAUUCCAAAAGGACAAGUUUCACA
Molecule: messenger RNA, 2222 nt
Organism: Ochotona princeps (American pika)
Lineage: Eukaryota; Metazoa; Chordata; Mammalia; Lagomorpha; Ochotonidae
Gene: FAM111A
Product: FAM111 trypsin like peptidase A
Exons: 3
Coding region: 279-2111 (610 amino acids)
Source: RefSeq, a predicted model, not a curated record